This is a messenger RNA of Kwoniella botswanensis, 1422 nucleotides long. RefSeq lists its product as uncharacterized. The record is from RefSeq and is a predicted model, not a curated record. Lineage: Eukaryota; Fungi; Basidiomycota; Tremellomycetes; Tremellales; Cryptococcaceae. Bases 1 to 1422 code for a protein of 473 amino acids. The transcript is spliced from 10 exons.
AUGAGAAUAACAUUCCCCAACCCACUCGGACCACCCAUAACGGUAGAUACCGCCUACCUCAACUCUCUACGGGGUAACGGACUGAUAUCGAGUCUUCAACGUCGACCUCAUUUCAAAUUACUCGCUUUCAUAUUCCUCGUGGCUUUGUUAUUCACCGUCCAUCCCCGGCCCCCCUUCCCACCUUCCUAUGCUGUCGAGUGGAGGCAGGAGGCGAGUCUGCCCCAGAUCAAGAAUGAUAUAGGUGUAGGCGAAGGGAAGAAUGGAAGAUAUGUCAAGUUUGAUGUACCGAGAGGGACUGGAUUCAAUCAUCAGUUACAAAGGGUAUUAUUACAACAUCACUUGGCCGUGUUGGGGAAUCGAUCAUUGGCUUUUGAACCUUACGUAGAGGAUGAUACGUACCUCCCAUUCGUGGUAUCCCACUGGCCAUGGCGUUCAGCGAGAAUACCUCUUUCAGCGUAUAUAUCAACGGUGAUAUCUGGAUUCGAGAAGUUGUAUAAAUCGCCUAGAGCUGUACCUGCUCAUUACUACCGAAAUGUCUGUCCGUCGUACAAAGAACAACUACAUAAUAUACGAAAUGAUCUCAACCCCGAUGGUGAUUUGGAACUGGUAGCGGAUGGUCAAUCUAGGAUACAUCAGAUUCAAGUUUUGUUAGCAGGGAGUGAACAGAGUUGUGUAAGGAUAACAGGUGAACCAUUUGAUGAUGACUUCUUCGACUCGACCGCUUCGCUCGAUUUGUACGAUACCUUUGUGAAAUCCCCCGUGAUGAAGCACUUUACCUUCUCUCCCACUGUCCUAGCCAUCAUAAAUCGCGCUUUACACUCCCUCUCACCUGAAUCCUUACCUUACGACCUAUCCGCCGUGAGCCAUUCGACGAGCACCGAGCCGCAUAAGACAACUGUAUGGAAACAUAUCUUGGCGAUGCAUUUGAGGAGGAGUAAGAACUGGGGGGAGGUAUGUAAUGAGAAAGGUGAACGUGCAGCCCCCUUCGUGUCAUUCAAUAAACUUCCCAAACUCCCAGGGAACGAGAACGUCCCUCCACCCUCUUCAAUGGUAGAAGCGACCCGUAUGGGAUUAUACAAAGCGAAAUGUCUACCUGCGACUCUCGACAUAAUAGCCCGUGCGAGACGGAUGAGGAAGAACCACCCUUUGUUGAGAUCUGUGUAUAUACUGACAGACGCAGAUGAUAAUUGGAUAAACGAAAUCAGGAUGUGGUUACAAUCUGAAGGAUGGGAUAAUGUCUGGAUAGGGAAACAUGAUAUAUACCCCGAAUGGCAGGAUAAGGAAGUUGGAGUGGCGGUUGACAUGGAGAUUGCCAGAAGAGCAGGAGUGUUUGUUGGGAAUGGGUUCUCAACGACUAGCUCGAAUAUAGUCUUACUAAGAUCAAGAGAUGGUAUACAUCCUGAUUUGACGCAGUUCUGGUAA